This is a messenger RNA of Aspergillus costaricaensis CBS 115574, 1123 nucleotides long. Its product is annotated as alpha/beta hydrolase. The transcript has a single exon. Bases 190 to 972 code for a protein of 260 amino acids. NCBI's taxonomy places the organism in Eukaryota, Fungi, Ascomycota, Eurotiomycetes, Eurotiales, Aspergillaceae. The record is from RefSeq and is a predicted model, not a curated record.
GUUUAUCAAUUAUGCUGGGAAAUAACGGAGUACACCCCCAGGUAAUACAUCAGUCACGAGUUUCAAGAAUAGGCCCCCACCCACAAUAUUUAAAAGCAACCAUCUACUCUUUCUUUUCAUUGUUCACGCCUUCUUUCUUCCAUCAAGUUCAACUUAAAGAAAUUUCCAUUUUGCUUCUUUGUUCGAACAAUGUCCAUCUCAAAGCCUGAAGUUGUCCUCGUUGGAGGUGGCUGGCACUAUCCAGAGUCAUAUGUCAAGUUCCGUACUGCUCUUGAAUCGCAACUAGGCCUGACGGUCCACGUCCCGCAACUCCCAACUAUGAAUGGUUCACGACCUCCGAAUGCGGAUCUUUAUUCGGAUUCCGAUGCCAUUCGUCAAAUUGUGACCGAAUUAGCAGAUGCUGGUCGCUCUCUUGUUGUUAUCAUGCAUUCAUAUGGUGGACAAGUUGGAACCAAUGCUCUGGCAGGCCUUGGAGCUGGAGUUCGCAAACAGCAGGGCUUAUCUGGUGGUGUCAUUCAAUUGAUCUAUGUCGGUGCUCACGCACUCAAGGAGGGCAAAUCAGGGAUGUCCAUAGCUGAGGAAGCUGGACGUGCACACAUUUUUCCCAAGGUCAUUGACUUUGCCGAAGACGGUACCUGUGUUCACCGAGACCCUGAGACUGUGCUUAUUGGCCCUGGUCUUCCAGAAGAAGAGCUGGAAAAGUGUGUGCUAUCUUUGGGGCGCUGGAAUGGAAAGGCUUUUACCCAGCCGUUACAACAUUGUGCCUGGCGCGAGAUUCCUGUAUCCUAUAUUUAUACUUUGAACGACAUCACCCUGCCUUUACACUACCAGAGAGCCAUGGUGGAGGAUAUCAAAGCCGCAGGGCGCGAUGUCCAGACUUUUGACCUCGACUCGGGCCACUGUCCGACAAUGACGAAACCGAAAGAAGUGGCGACCCUUGUCGGGCAAAUCGUGACCAGCUCUACUGCCUAGACCUAGGGCAUAGUGUGUGACACAGUCCGUCUACACGUGGGAAAGAUCUGAUCAUUUCACCCUUGAAGAGAACGGGUCUAAAAAGCCCUAACCAUAUGUUGCUAUAUAGAAACAAUGCUUUACCAAGUUGAUAACGGUGAUUCUAUACUUA